Amaranthus tricolor (Joseph's coat) is the source of this 1477-nucleotide messenger RNA. RefSeq lists its product as uncharacterized. The transcript is spliced from 2 exons. The coding region runs from base 70 to 393 and encodes 107 amino acids. Gene Ontology annotation, molecular function: FMN adenylyltransferase activity. Gene Ontology annotation, biological process: FAD biosynthetic process. The record is from RefSeq and is a predicted model, not a curated record. Lineage: Eukaryota; Viridiplantae; Streptophyta; Magnoliopsida; Caryophyllales; Amaranthaceae.
UAGCACCUUCGUCUUUGACUGUCACCUAAUGCCUACACUUAAGAGACGCUUAGCGCCUUAGGGUGCGUCAUGCCUUUUAAAAUUAAGAGCUUAAGCUUGAUUGUGAUUUGCAAAUACUUGUUUGAUCUGGAUUUCUCAACACCAACAUUCAAGCUCAAGCCGAGUUAUCUUGUUAAACUUUUGGCUUUUAGCAGAUAUACCUCUAUAGGAAGUAUAUAUGAUACAGUUCCAAAUAAGUUUCUGUGUAUUAGUGAUUCCUUCAGCAGUAAAAUGGAAUGUAGGCCAGCGCACAUGCUUGCAGACGGAAGAUUAGAAAGAGCUGGGAGAGCAAGGAAAUCUACACAUAGGUCUCACAGAGUCACAGUAAUCAUCAAAACAGCCCAUAUCCAGUAAUCAUCAAAACAGAAGAAUAGAAGAUAUUCAGUAAUUCAUAAACCACUUCAAAGCAACGCAAAAACUGAAGUUAUGUCGAAGAAUAGAAGAUUCAAAGCAAUUUAUAAUUAACAAUAAAAAAAUUAGUUAUGUCGAAGAAGAAAUGGUGGAUGAAACAAAAACCCUAAAAAUCAAAAACUGAUAAAAAAACCCUAAAAAUCAAAAAAAUCAACCAAUAUACUUACAUUACGAGAUUCUACACUUGAUUCCGUGGUGAAUGGUGAGAUUGGAGAAUGAAGAUUGGAGGAGGAGCGUCGAAGCCUCGAAGAACCACAGAAGCAGAGGCGUCUUUGAAGGAGGUCGUUUGAAGGAGAUCGACUGUCGAUGGGUUGAAGCUUGAAGAGUUGAAGGAAGCGAGGCGAGGCGACUGUACUCAGACCUGGGCUGGCUGGGGAGGAGGCGAGGAAGAGAGGAGAAUGGGAGAAGGAAGCAACUGUGAUUGACGGCAGCAGGAUUAGGAAAUGCAAAUGUGAAAUGAGGAUACAGGAAUCAGGAUAAUCCUAAUCCCUAAAUCCUAAUAUUAGUCCGGUUUAUUGGUCCGGUUUGGUCUACAAAUUUAAAAACCGGGACCGGACCGUAAACCGUUUAAAAAAAAAAAAACCAGACCAGACCAUUCAGACCGUAGACCAGACCAAAUACUUAAAUUACGGUUUGGUCCGGUUUGGUUUACGGUUUAAACCAAACCCUGUUCAGCCCUACUCAUGAUCCAACUAUUUUCUUAUAGAAGUCAUGGUUGCCAUUUAGUUUGACUCAAUUUUGAUGAAGUUAACAAUCUUUUAUAAGCUUAAACAAACACAAAUUAUUUGUUUAUGAGCAUCAUUCAGUUGAACCUCACGUUGCUUGUAGUUAGACUUGUUUAACAUGUAAGCCUUUGGGGUGUAAUGAGCCAAUUUGAUUGAGCUUUGGCGGAAUUUGUUUGUAAGAUGAUCACGAAUGAAUAGAUAAAACAAUCAGUACAUUUACAUCUUUAUACACAUGCAUUUGAGCAUUAGCAUAGGUGAUUGGAUGUCAUAAAAAAUUCUAAUGAUCUUGGUGUGAUGUUCUG